Molecule: messenger RNA, 1290 nt
Organism: Lolium rigidum
Lineage: Eukaryota; Viridiplantae; Streptophyta; Magnoliopsida; Poales; Poaceae
Product: serpin-Z1-like
Exons: 2
Coding region: 1-1245 (414 amino acids)
Molecular function (GO): serine-type endopeptidase inhibitor activity
Source: RefSeq, a predicted model, not a curated record
AUGGAGACGGAGAUCGCGGAGGCCGGCAGUGAUGAGGUCGCAUUCGCGAUGCGCGCCCUGCACCACCUCAUGCGCGCCGACGCGUGCAGGCCCGGCGCGGGCGCCAGCAACCUCGCCAUCUCCCCGCUCUCCAUCCACGCGGCGCUGGUGCUACUCGGCGCGGGGGCGCGCGGCGCCACGCUCGACGAGAUCGUCGCCGUCCUCGGCCCCGCCGGAGGCCACGCCCACGCGCUGCUCGCGUCACGCGUCGCCCUGCGCGUGCUCGCCGACGCCGACGGCGAGAACGGCGGGCCGAAGCUGCGGUUCGCCAACGGCGUCUGGGUGGACGACGCGGCGGCCCGCCUCAAGGCCGACUACACCGGCGUCGUCGCCGAGCAUUACCGCGCCCAAGCUCGCCAGGCCUCCUUCUCGACAAUGCCCGACGUGUCGAGGAACUCGAUCAACCAGUGGUUCGAGGCGGCGACGGCGGGGCUAAUCAAGGACUUCCUCCCCAGCGGCUCCGUCAGCGCCGCCACGCGCUGCAUCCUCGCGAACGCGCUCUACUUCAAGGGCGUCUGGGACACCAAGUUCGACGCCCAGCUCACGCAGCCAGGAACCUUCCACCUGCCGGCCAACAGGGAAGUCCUUGUGCCCUUCAUGUCGAGCCGACUGAGCCAGUACAUCGCCUGCUGCCCCGACUGGAAGGUCCUCAAGCUCCUCUACGCGUGCGGCGGCAUUGACGAGAGCCGCCGGCGGCAGUUCGCCAUGUACAUCUACCUCCCGAACCAGCGGAACGGCCUGCAGAGCAUGGUGCAGAAGCUGGCCGCCAGCCCGGACCUGCUCAACCAGGUCUCCAUGGAUAUCUGGGCCAACAAGGUCCCCGUGGGCGACUUCAGGGUGCCCAAGUUCACCAUAUCCUACAAGGCGGAGGCGACGGGGCUGCUGCAGGGCCUCGGCCUGCGCCUGCCGUUCGACCACCAAGCCGCCGACUUCUCGGAGAUGCUGGAGUCGACGGACACGGCGGACCAUCGGGGGUUCGUCGUCUCCAAUGUGUAUCACCAGUCCUUCGUUGAAGUAAAUGAACAAGGGACCGAGGCGGCCGCGGCGACCAUGUUCGGUUGUUACGGUGCCGGUUGUUCGUCUGUGGUUAGGACGCCGGUCCCAGUAGUAGACUUCGUCGCCGACCACCCCUUCAUGUACUUGAUCAAGGAGGAGCUCACCGGCGUCGUGGUUUUCGCCGGCCAAGUCGUCAAUCCAUCGCUCUAAAUUUUGAUGCAGGCUCAUGACUCGUAUGAAGGUCAAUCCAGUCGC